AUGUCUCAGGUCAUUGCUCAAUACCCGCCACGAAGUCAACCAAGAACCAUUACGCGGAAGCAUACGCCUCUGAUACUAAAAUCAUCAAAGUCAACUCAUCAAAUCAAGGUAGUACCUCCAAGCUCCCAGAAAGAAACCAGUACUGCGCUCUCAUUGGAACAGAAAUUACUGCUGCGCUCUCGGCAAACGCAACCAGUGCUGGAAAACCCAAUCAACGAGGUGGCACCAGUGAAUUCGCAAGUAGGAGCUAUCCCUCCGCUGCUUCAAUCCGCACCACGUCCAAGCACACUGUCUCCCAAGAUUCAAGACUCACAUCCAAUAACUUCAGUGGAAACUCAGUCUCAAACGCCAGCUAUCGGCCAGCAGUUGGUACGCAACACGAUACCACAAAGUUUGAUAAGCCCACAACCAAUCAGCAAGACUCUGCAAGUUCACGACACUCAACCCAACACCUCAAAAGGACCGAGUACACCUCAGCCUGUAAGGAACGACAAAAUUACGGAUCCUCAGCCCAGCACCACAAGGAAACCACUAUUACUACGAGUGAAAACACCUGUGUGGCUCAGUACAGCGGAUGUACCUCAACCUCGGGGAACCAUCUCAGAAUUAAUAAUCGCAAAAAGUCAAGCGGUUUUACCCCAGACCAGCAAAGCAUCAACAGCAGUGACACCUUCCGAACAGCGAGCCAACAUUCUGCAACCCAAGGUUAUUACCUUGGCUCAGCAUCAGCCAUGCCUAUUUCAGGAAACCAGUUUACUAUCAACAUCCCCAGAACUCCAGGCAGAAGUACCUGCGGCCAGCCUAGUAAAAACUACGGCCAAGGAGGUCAGUCUGCCUCAGCCAAAGGAACAUCAGGGAUCCAGUUCCAAAUCAGUUCUGAGAAGCAAAGCGGAAGUAUCUCCAAUUCCAGUCAACGUGGUCACUCUUCCUAUACCAGUGCAAGAAGUCAGUCAUGUAGUGGCCAGGGAUAUGACACAACAGGAAUUAACAUCUGCCAAGCCUCAGGAAGUCAGUCUAACGUUGAAGGAUAUGGCUCAACAGGACCUCCAGUCUACGUCUCAGAAUAUUCGAGAACCCAGUCCUUCAAACAGUCAGACUCUAACAGAAGCUGGGACGAGGGGGAUGGACCGACUUAUUCAGGCAACUCGGAAUUUCGAUGCUCGCCAAAAGGAGAAGCACAAUAUAACUGUUCAGAAGCAGCGAAUCCAAGCAGGCAACCUCCAGGACACACAACUCAUACUACAGGCCUCGCUAGAAAUGAAGUGCACGCUACAGGAAGUCGGCCAGGGUCAACCAUCUUCAUCAACUCAGGCAGCAUCGUUACAAAAGGACAUCCCAAUCGUGUCUCCCAUGAAGACACAUCAGAUAUUAACAGAAAUCUAUCCUUGGACGCUAGAAGGGAGCAGACUGAGCACACCAUCCCCAGAAUUUGCUCAGUUAGUGCAACAGAUAACAACAGAGGUUCACAAUCCUUCGACGUUGCAGGAGGACAGCCCGGUUCAACAAAUAGAGACCAGUCCACCUCAGUUGCCACUUGAGGACUUGAUGGAUCAACUGUCUUCCUUACAAGAAACCGAUCCAACAUCACCAGAUAUCAAUCCGCCUCGAUCACUGCUAGAGGAACUAUUUCAGAUCGAAAACCUGGAUCACUUAGUCAGUCAUAUAACUCAAAAAACCAACAGCAUGCCGACUACACCUCCACAGGAGUCGCACAAACUUCCAGUAGAGAUGAAUCUUCGUCUCCAACAAGAAAUCAGUCCUUCUCCUACCCUGUUAGGCAGUUCAUCUCUGCAUGCGAUGGAAAAGGAUCAUCUGCCUCCACAACCCAUCUGCCACAAAGUCAGUCCUUCUCCAUCAGAACCUACAGUCAUAGAUCCUCAAAAACUCCGUCGACUACAGGGCACCUUAUCAUGGAAACAACGAAGAUGCGGCGAUGCAGCAAAUCCAACCAGAAUCGGACAUGACAUUUGA
Molecule: messenger RNA, 1971 nt
Organism: Acanthoscelides obtectus
Lineage: Eukaryota; Metazoa; Arthropoda; Insecta; Coleoptera; Chrysomelidae
Source: the annotation of a GenBank genome assembly